GCUUGUUAGGUGAAAAUGAACAUCAGGUCCCUCGGUGACUUUGAAUGGCUGAAGCAGAGCAGAUUUUAUUUCCGGGAGGAUCAGGAUCACGUCGCAGUGUCGAUCACGGACGUCGACUUCAUCUAUCAGAACGAGUUUUUAGGCUGCACGGACAGGCUGGUCAUCACUCCUCUAACAGACAGGUGUUACAUUACCUUAGCUCAGGCGUUAGGUAUGAGUAUGGGCGGAGCUCCUGCUGGUCCGGCUGGGACGGGCAAAACCGAAACCACCAAAGACAUGGGCCGCUGCCUGGGGAAGUACGUCGUGGUCUUUAACUGCUCCGACCAGAUGGACUUCAGAGGACUGGGCAGGAUUUAUAAAGGUCUGGCUCAGUCUGGGUCCUGGGGAUGCUUCGAUGAGUUUAACAGGAUCGACCUGCCCGUGCUGUCGGUCGCUGCACAGCAGAUCCACAUCGUCCUGAGCGCUCGCAAAGAGCGCAAAGCUCAGUUCCUCUUCACCGACGGAGACUGUGUGGAUCUGAACCCCGAAUUCGGACUCUUUAUUACCAUGAACCCGGGCUACGCCGGUCGCCAGGAACUGCCCGAAAAUCUAAAGGUGCAGUUCAGGACCGUUUCUAUGAUGGUUCCUGACAGACAGAUCAUCAUGAGAGUCAAACUGGCCAGCUGUGGUUUCAUCGAGAACGUUAUACUGGCUCAGAAGUUCUUUGUGCUUUAUAAACUGUGUGAGGAGCAGCUCACGAAGCAGGUUCACUAUGAUUUUGGGUUGAGGAACAUUCUGUCGGUUUUGAGGACUCUGGGAGCUGAGAAACGGGCUCGACCCUCAGACUCCGAGUCCAGCAUCGUGAUGAGGGUUCUGCGUGACAUGAACCUCUCCAAACUGGUGGAUGAAGACGAGCCUCUGUUUCUCAGUCUGAUCAGUGACCUGUUUCCUGGGAUUCAGCUGGAUAACAGCACCUACGCUGAGCUGCAGGCUGCAGUCGCCACACAAGUGCAACAAGCAGGAAUCGUUAAUCACCCGCCGUGGAACCUCAAGCUCGUACAGUUAUACGAGGCGUCGCGGGUGCGUCACGGCCUGAUGACCCUCGGCCCGAGCGGAGCCGGAAAGACGACCGCCAUUAACAUCCUCAUGCGCGCCAUGACAGAGUGCGGCGCUGCUCACAGAGAGAUGAGGAUGAACCCCAAAGCCAUCACCGCGCCCCAGAUGUUCGGCCGUCUGGACGCCGCUACCAACGACUGGACCGACGGGAUCUUCUCCACCCUGUGGAGGAAAACUCUCAGAACUAAAAAGGGAGAAAACAUCUGGAUUGUGCUGGAUGGGCCAGUAGACGCCAUCUGGAUCGAGAACCUGAACUCGGUGCUGGACGACAACAAAACUCUGACCCUGGCGAACGGUGACCGGAUCCCUAUGUCCCCGAGCUGUAAGCUGGUGUUUGAGGUGCACAACAUGGACAAUGCUUCUCCCGCUACCGUCUCCAGAGUGGGCAUGGUGUUCAUGAGCUCCUCCGCUCUCAGCUGGAGACCCAUUCUGCAGGGCUGGACCAACAAGCGCAGUGCUCAGGAAGCUGACAGCCUGAUGAGCCUGUAUGAUAAGAUAUUUGAAGAUGCUUAUAUAUUCAUGAAACAAAACCUCAAGCCAAAAAUGCAGCUCUUGGAGUGCAACUACGUUAUGCAGUCGGUAAACCUGCUGGAGGGUCUGAUUCCUCCUAAAGAUGCUGGAGGCACGUUGAGCAGCGAGCACCUGGAGCGCCUCUUCGUGUUCUGCAUGAUGUGGAGUCUGGGAGCUCUGCUGGAACUGGAUGACCGGGACAAGAUGGAGCUGUUCGUUCGCUCUCAUGAAAGCAAGCUUGACCUGCCACCGACAGAGCCUGGCCAGACCAUGUUCGAGUACAUGGUCAAUCAGAACGGUGACUGGGAUCACUGGAGUAAAUACGUCGUGGAGUACGUCUACCCCACAGACUCGGCACCAGACUACACGUCCAUUCUCGUUCCCAACGUGGACAACACCAGAACGAGCUUCCUGAUUGAGGCCAUCGCAAAACAGCGCAAGGCUGUUCUCCUCACCGGUGAACAGGGGACUGCCAAGACGGUCAUGAUUAAGGCCUACACGAAGAAAUACAACCCUGAGAUGGAUCUGUUCAAAUCCAUGAACUUCUCCUCCGCCACGGAGCCGAUCAUGUUCCAGCGGGCAGUAGAGAGUUACAUAGAGAAGCGGCUGGGCAGCACAUACGGACCCCCCGGCAGACGGAGACUGACCGUUUUUAUUGAUGACAUCAACAUGCCUGUCGUCAAUGAAUGGGGAGAUCAGAUCACAAAUGAAAUAGUGCGUCAGACGAUGGAGAUGUCGGGCAUGUACAGUCUGGAUAAACCCGGUGAUUUCACCACCAUAACAGACGUUCAGAUGAUGGCCGCCAUGAUCCAUCCCGGCGGUGGCAGGAACGAUAUUCCUCAGAGACUGAAGAGACAGUUCACAGUGUUUAACUGCACGCUUCCGGCCAACUCCUCCAUCGACAUGAUCUUCGGAAUUAUUGGCUGUGGAUAUUUCCAUCAGUGUCGAGGAUUUACACCAGAGAUCUCUGACACUGUACAGCGUCUCGUACCCGCUUCCCGGAUUCUCUGGCAAUGGACCAAGGGGAAGAUGUUGCCCACUCCAUCAAAGUUUCACUACUUCUUCAACCUAAGAGAUCUGUCCAGGAUUUGGCAGGGCAUGCUGAAGAUCAGAGCAGAAGAGUGUGAUACAGUCGCCACCCUCCUGUCCUUGUUCAAGUGUGAAUGCACUCGAGUCAUCGCAGACCGGUUUGUGUGUGAGGAGGAUAAGCACUGGUUCGAGAAGUCUAUAGCCCAGGUCAUUCAGGAACACGUGGAUCCUGCUUUGGUGCCACACCUCCACCCCGACCCUUACUUUGUGGACUUCCUGAGAGAGGCUCCAGAGCCUACAGGAGAGGAGGCUGAUGACGCCUGUCUCGACGCUCCCAAAAUCUAUGAACUGGUGCCGGACUUCCAGUUCCUGUCGGAGAGACUGCGGUUCUUUCAGAGCCAGUAUAACGAGGCUGUUCGGGGCUCACAUCUGGACCUGGUCUUCUUUACUGAUGCCAUGACCCACCUCAUCAAGAUCUCCCGCAUCAUCAGGACCGAUGGAGGAAGCGCUCUGCUGGUGGGAGUGGGAGGGUCGGGCAAGCAAAGCCUUUCACGGCUCGCGUCGUACAUCGCCGGUUACAGGAUAUUCCAGAUUACACUCACUAGAACCUAUAACAUCAGCAACCUGAUGGAUGACCUGAAAGUGCUGUUCAGAACGGCCGGCGCUGAAGGAAAAGGCGUCACGUUCAUCUUCACGGACAACGAGAUAAAAGACGAGGCCUUCCUAGAGUACCUUAACAAUGUUUUGUCAUCUGGAGAGGUCUCGAACCUUUUUGCUCGUGAUGAACUGGACGAGAUAACACAGAAUCUCAUCCCCGUAAUGAAAAAGGAGACGCCCCGAGUGCCGCCCACCUUUGAUAAUCUGUAUGAAUACUUCAUCUCCCGGGCCAAAAAGAACCUCCAUGUGGUGCUGUGUUUUUCCCCGGUGGGGGAGAAGUUCCGCUCCCGCUCUCUGAAGUUCCCCGGACUGAUAUCCGGAUGCACCAUGGACUGGUUCACCCCGUGGCCGAGUGAAGCCCUGAUGGCCGUGUCCCAGUAUUUCCUCUCGGACUUCCACAUGGUCUGUUCGCCUGAGGUGAAGACUGCGGUGGUCCAGACUAUGGCCGUCUAUCACGACAGAGUCUCCUCCACCUGCGAGAGCUACUUUGAGAGAUUCAGACGAAGGGCCCACGUCACCCCGAAAUCCUACCUGUCCUUCAUCAAUGGGUACAAAACCCUCUAUACAGAGAAGCACACCCACAUCAACACUCUUGUUGAGCGCAUGAAUGUCGGUCUAGCCAAGCUAAUGGAAGCCAGCGAAUCCGUCGCGCAGCUGUCCAGAGACCUGGUGGUGAAGGAGCAGGAGCUGGCGUUGGCCUCGGCCCGAGCCGACAAGGUCCUCAAGGAGGUGACUGUGAGCGCCGAGGCCGCCUCUGUGGUCAAAAACGAGGUGCAGGUGGUGAAGGAUAAAGCGCUGAAGAUCGUGGAGGAAAUCGAGAAGGAAAAAGGUGUGGCAGAGCUGAAGCUGCAGGCGGCCGAACCUGCACUCAUGAAAGCUGAGGCGGCUUUAAACACCAUCAAACCGGCCGAUAUCGCAACAGUGAGGAAACUGUCCAAGCCACCACAUUUAAUCAUGAGAAUUAUGGACUGCUGUCUGCUUCUCUUCCGCAAGAAGCUGGACCCCGUCGUCAUGGAUCCAGAGAGGCACUGCCUUAAGCCCUCCUGGAGCGAAGCCAUGAAGCUGAUGAGCGGCGGCGGCUUCCUGGCGUCACUGCAGCAGUUUCCUAAGGACACGAUAACCGAAGAGACGAUGGAGCUGCUGGAGCCGUACUUCCAGAUGGAGGAUUACACGCUGGAGAACGCCAGUAAAGUGUGCGGAAACGUGGCGGGUCUGCUGUCCUGGACACAGGCUAUGGCCACCUUCUUCAGCAUCAACAAGGAGGUGCUGCCACUGAAGGCUAAUCUCAGCGUUCAGGAGAACAGGCUAACGGCAGCUAAUAAGGAACUGGCUAACGCUCAGGCCCAGCUGGAUGAAAAGCAGGCAGAGCUGGACAUGGUGCUGGCCAAAUUCGAAGCAGCCAUGAAGGAGAAGCAGGAUCUGCUGAACGACGCCGAAUCGUGCAGAAAUAAAAUGCAGACGGCCUCCGCUCUGAUCGACGGGCUGAGCGGGGAGAAAGUGCGCUGGACCGAGCAGAGCAGAGAGUUCACCUCACAGAUCAGCAGGCUGGUUGGAGACGUCCUGCAGCUGACCGGCUUCCUGUCCUACUGUGGCCCGUUCAACCAACAGUUCCGUAACAUGCUGCUGAAGGAGAUCUGGGAGGCCGAGCUCACGAAGAAGAACAUUCCCUUCACUGAAAACCUGAACCUGAUCUCCAUGCUGGUGGACCAGCCCACAAUCAGCGAGUGGAAUCUGCAGGGCCUUCCGGGUGAUGACCUGUCGGUGCAGAACGGCAUCAUUGUCACCAAAGCUACCCGCUUCCCCCUCCUCAUCGACCCCCAGACUCAGGGCAAGGCUUGGAUCAAGAAGAAGGAGAAAGCCAACGAGCUCCAGGUCACGUCUCUGAAUCACAAGUACUUCCGCACCCAUCUGGAGGACAGCCUGUCCCUGGGUCGCCCUCUGCUCAUCGAGGAUGUACCCGAGGAGCUGGACCCAGCGCUGGAUAACGUGCUGGAGAAGAACUUCAUCAAGUCUGGAUCCUCCUACAAGGUUAAAGUCGGAGACAAAGAGAUCGACGUGAUGGACGGCUUCCAACUCUACAUCGCCACCAAGCUGCCCAACCCGUCCUACACGCCCGAGGUCUGUGCCAAAACCUCCAUCAUCGACUUCACCGUGACCAUGAAGGGCCUGGAGAACCAGCUGCUGGGCAGAGUCAUCCUGACCGAGAAAUACGAACUGGAGGCUGAGAGGCUGAAUCUGAUGCAGGACGUCACGGCCAACAAGAGGAAGAUGAAAGAGCUGGAGGAUAAUUUGCUUUACAAGCUCAGCACCACAAAAGGCUCUCUGGUCGACGACGAGUCCAUGAUCGGGAUCUUGAGAGUCACUAAGGAAACAGCAGCGGAGGUGAGCGAGAAGCUCAACGUGGCCGCCGAGACGGAGACGAAGAUCCUCGCCGCUCAGGAGGAGUACCGUCCGGCGGCGUCCCGCGGCAGCAUCCUCUACUUCCUCAUCACAGAGAUGAGCAUGGUCAACGUCAUGUACCAGACCUCGCUCGCCCAGUUCCUCAGGAUCUUCGACCUCUCCAUGUCGAGGUCAGAAAAAAACCCCCUGACCCAGAAGCGCAUCGCUAACAUCAUCGACUGUCUGACGUACGAGGUGUUCAGAUACACGGUCCGAGGCCUGUACGAGAAUCACAAGUUCAUCUUCACUCUGCUGCUGGCUCUCAAGAUCGAUCUGCAGAAGGGCAACAUCAAGCACAGCGAGUUCCAGAUUCUUAUUAAAGGUGGUGCCGCCCUGGAUCUCAAAGCUUGUCCUCGUAAACCCUUCCGCUGGAUUCUGGACAUGACAUGGCUGAACCUGGUUGAGCUGAGCAAACUGCCCCAGUUCACCAACAUCAUGAGCCAGGUGUCCCGGAAUGAAAAGGGCUGGAAGGCGUGGUUCGAUAUGGACGCACCAGAGGACGCAGUGAUUCCCGAUGGUUAUAAUGAUUCACUGGAGAUCUUCCACAAAUUACUGCUUAUCAGAUCCUGGAGUCCAGAUCGCACGCUGUCUCAGGCCAGGAGCUACGUAGGGCACGCAUUGGGUGCGAGGUUCGCCCAGUCUGUUAUUCUCAAUCUGGAGGCAACGUGGGAGGAGAGCGACCCUCGUACCCCUCUGAUCUGCUUCCUCUCCAUGGGCUCGGAUCCAACCAACCAGAUAGAAGCUCUCUCCAAGAAACUCGGACUCGAAUGCAGAGCUAUAUCUAUGGGACAGGGACAGGAAGUGCAUGCGAGGAGGCUGGUGCAGAUGUCCAUCGCACAGGGAGGCUGGGUCCUGCUGCAGAACUGCCACCUGGGUCUGGAGUUCAUGGACGAGCUGCUGGACACCGUGAGCACAGUGGAGAACGUUCAUGAGAGCUUCAGGGUGUGGAUCACCACGGAGCCACACGACCGCUUCUCCAUCACGCUGCUGCAGUCCUCCAUCAAGUUCUCCAACGAUCCUCCUCAGGGAGUGAAAGCCGGACUGAAGCGAACGUUCGUCGGGAUCUCUCAGGAUCAGCUGGACGUCAGCAACCUGCCCAUGUGGAAGCCGCUGCUGUACAGCGUCGCGUUCUUGCACACGGUGGUGCAGGAACGUCGCAAGUUCGGACCCCUGGGCUGGAAUAUUCCGUACGAGUUCAACUCGGCAGACUUCAGCUCCAGUGUGCAGUUCAUCCAGAACCAUUUGGAUGAGUGCAGUCCCAAAAAGGGCGUGUCGUGGGACACCGUGCGCUACAUGCUGGGAGAGGUGCAGUACGGAGGCAGAGUGACGGACGACUACGACAAACGACUUCUGAACUGUUUUGCACGAGUGUGGUUCGGCGACCAGCUGUUCGAGCCCUCGUUCUGCUUCUACACCGACUACAAUGUUCCCGUGUGUAAGACGGUGGAGGAAUACCUGGAGUAUAUUCACACUCUGCCCUACGUCGACACCCCUCAAGUGUUCGGUCUGCAUCCCAACGCUGAUAUCACGUAUCAGGGUAACACCUCAGCCGAAGUCCUGGACACCAUCACAAACAUCCAGCCUAAAGAGAGCGCCGGAGGUUCAGGAGAGACGCGAGAGUCGAUCGUCUACCGCCUCGCCCAGGACAUGCUGGAUAAACUCCCUCCCAACUACGUACCUCAUGAGGUGAAAGCCAGGCUGGUGAAAAUGGGAGCCCUGACCUCCAUGAACAUCUUCCUGAGGCAGGAGAUCGACCGCAUGCAGAGGGUCAUCAGCGUGGUCCGGACUAGCUUGAUCGAUCUCAAGUUGGCCAUUGAGGGCACCAUCAUCAUGAGUGAGAGCCUCAGGGACGCGCUGGACAACAUGUUCGACGCUCGAGUCCCAAACCUGUGGAAGAAGCUCUCCUGGGAGUCGUCCACCCUGGGGUUCUGGUUCACCGAGCUCCUGGAGAGAAACGCUCAGUUCCAUAGCUGGCUGUUCGAUGGGAGGCCCAAAACAUUCUGGAUGACCGGAUUCUUCAAUCCCCAGGGUUUCCUCACAGCGAUGAUGCAGGAGGUGACGAGGGCACACCGAGGCUGGGCGCUGGACACCGUCACUCUACACAACGAGGUGUUAAAGCAAACCAAGGAGGAGAUCACCACCGCACCCACGGAGGGCGUGUACGUGUACGGCCUCUAUCUGGACGGAGCCGGCUGGGACCGCAAGAACUGCUGUCUCGUCGAGGCCACGCCCAAAGUGCUGUUCACCCCUCUCCCCGUGGUGCACAUAUUCGCCAUCAACUCCACCGCCCCGAAAGACCCCAGACUGUACGUCUGCCCCGUCUACAAGAAACCCCGGCGCACCGACCUCACCUACAUCACCGGAAUCGUGCUGCGUACGGUGCAGCCCCCCGACCACUGGAUCCUGCGCGGUGUCGCCCUGCUGUGUGAUAUCAAAUAAUCGCACCAACACACACACACACCAACACACACCAACACACACGCACACACCAACACACACACACACACUGACCCACACAUGCGUUCCGUUUCUUUGUUCAAUUCAGUUCAUCAAAAAAUAUUUAAAUUGUUAUUAAAAGGUUCAGGUUCUUGUUCAGCAUUAAAAAUAAAAAAAAUAUGAGUUUAUCUUCACUAAA
Molecule: messenger RNA, 8365 nt
Organism: Trichomycterus rosablanca
Lineage: Eukaryota; Metazoa; Chordata; Actinopteri; Siluriformes; Trichomycteridae
Product: dynein axonemal heavy chain 8-like
Exons: 51
Coding region: 16-8169 (2717 amino acids)
Biological process (GO): microtubule-based movement
Cellular component (GO): axonemal dynein complex
Molecular function (GO): ATP hydrolysis activity; dynein light intermediate chain binding; ATP binding
Source: RefSeq, a predicted model, not a curated record